Spinacia oleracea (spinach) is the source of this 608-nucleotide messenger RNA. RefSeq lists its product as uncharacterized. Lineage: Eukaryota; Viridiplantae; Streptophyta; Magnoliopsida; Caryophyllales; Amaranthaceae. The transcript is spliced from 4 exons. The coding region runs from base 138 to 458 and encodes 106 amino acids. The record is from RefSeq and is a predicted model, not a curated record. Gene Ontology annotation, biological process: calcium ion transport; endoplasmic reticulum calcium ion homeostasis. Gene Ontology annotation, cellular component: endoplasmic reticulum membrane; Golgi apparatus.
GCAUAUAAAGCAACUAGGAUGACAUAACGAAGCGUUAAGGAUAAAAUUAACAUCAGAAAUCCGUAAUAUCAACUGCUCGUAGAAGGAGAAGAGAGAGUCUUGUCUGCAACUCUGCAAGGGAAGGUGAUCCGUCUCCCAUGGCUUACGUCGAGAAGGGUGUUGUCAAAACAAAGCGGUCACUAUGGCGUUUGAAGACGUUCACUGAUUCCUUCUGGUCUAUUAUCAACUUCGUUGUAUUUUUCGUUACAACAAUGUUUUCGAUGGAGAAGUCAGAUGCUUAUAAGAAAACAUCUGGUUCCGGCAAGAAAUGGGACGGUGGUGGCCCUGGUGGUGGAAGAGGCCCAUAUGGUGGUGGUCCUCCUGGACCUCCACGUGGGUUAGACAAUGUUCGUGGAUUGAGGGAUGUUCGUGGUGCAGAUCACAGCUCACUUCCUGCCUGUGGUUCUUGCUGCGGCUGAAAUCGGUUCAUUUUCUAAUAAUGGCAUACAUCUAAUGUUGUUAAUAGGAAAUUGUAUCAUGAUAUCAUAUGUAUAAAAUUGGAAGCUGUCUUUUGAACUCUGGCUUUAACGAAUUGGAGCUGCUCUUGAGUUUGUUGCUGUGCCUUGUAA